Molecule: messenger RNA, 1596 nt
Organism: Bactrocera tryoni
Lineage: Eukaryota; Metazoa; Arthropoda; Insecta; Diptera; Tephritidae
Product: fumarate hydratase, mitochondrial-like
Exons: 2
Coding region: 1-1596 (531 amino acids)
Biological process (GO): malate metabolic process; fumarate metabolic process; tricarboxylic acid cycle
Cellular component (GO): tricarboxylic acid cycle heteromeric enzyme complex; mitochondrion
Molecular function (GO): fumarate hydratase activity
Source: RefSeq, a predicted model, not a curated record
AUGCAUAGGUAUACUUAUGCACACAUUCGUUCAGUUUCUAUGCUCAAAAUGGCUUUUAAAAAUCUUAGAUUCGUGUCGCCAUCAUUAAAGGAAAGAAGUACAUUUUUCAAUGAUACUCAUGUUAUAGGGAAGAACUUUGGUAGUACAACUAAUGAUGAUAAAACAAAAGAUAUAAAAUAUCGGAAGGAAACCGAUACUUUUGGGGACCUGCAAGUUCCUGUUGAUAAGUAUUAUGGAGCUCAAACUCUUCGCUCAAAAAUAAAUUUCCCAAUUGGAGGAAAAAGGGAACAAAUGCCAAAAGAAAUAAUAAUAGCAAUGGGAAUAUUAAAAAAAGCCUCAGCCGAGGUGAACAGAGAAUAUGGGUUGAAUAGCAAAAUAGCUGAAAAUAUUUCUAAGGCUUGCGACGAAUUAAUAUCUGGUAAAUUAUACAAAGACCACUUUCCUUUAGUUAUUUGGCAAACAGGAUCUGGUACGCAAACAAAUAUGAACUGUAAUGAAGUUAUCAGUAAUCGUGCUAUCGAACUAAUGGGUGGUGAAUUGGGCUCAAAAAAACCUGUCCAUCCAAAUGAUCAUGUAAAUAUGUCGCAGAGCUCAAAUGACACGUUCCCUACUGCAAUUCAUAUUUCUGUGGCAAUGCAACUAGUAAAUACACUAAAGCCGAAUAUUGAAUUUAUGCGAGAAGGUUUAAAAUUGAAAUCGGAAGAGUUCAAGGAUAUUGUAAAAAUAGGACGAACACAUACAAUGGAUGCUGUACCUUUAACACUGGGUCAGGAGUUCAGUGGUUAUACACAACAAAUGACUUAUGCUCUUCAACGAAUCGAUGCAUGCCUCCCACGGGUAUAUGAAAUUGCUCUUGGCGGAACCGCUGUAGGAACAGGACUCAACGCACCUGAAGGUUUUGCCGAAAAAGUUGCAAAACGAAUUGGCGAAUUGACAUGCUUACCAUUUGUAUCGGCACCGAAUAAAUUCGAAGCGCUAGCAGCACGUGAUACGAUGGUAGAAGUAAGUGGAGUGUUGAACACAAUAGCAUGCAGUGUGUUUAAAAUAGCUAACGAUAUACGUUUUCUCGGUUCUGGACCACGAUGUGGCUUUGGUGAGCUGAUGUUACCCGAAAAUGAACCAGGUAGUUCAAUUAUGCCAGGGAAAGUAAACCCCACACAAUGCGAGGCAAUUACGAUGGUUGCCGGACAAGUGAUUGGUAAUCACGUCGCAGUUACUAUAGGAGGAUCGAACGGUCAUUUCGAAUUGAAUGUUUUCAAGCCAUUGGUGGUAUCGAAUGUUCUCCGUUCUAUUCGUUUACUCUCUGAUGCCAGUCGGACUUUUACCUGCAAUUGCAUAAAAGAUAUUCAACCGAACAAAGACCGCAUCAAUAAGAUAAUGAACGAGUCUUUAAUGUUGGUGACAGCAUUAAACCCGCAUAUUGGUUACGACAAGGCGGCACAAAUAGCUAAAACAGCUCACAAGAAUGGGACUACUCUUAAAGAAGAGGCAAUAAAUUUAGGUUACUUAACCGAACAGCAAUUUAAUGAUUGGGUAAAACCACAGGAUAUGCUUGGACCGAAAUCAAUGAUGCAGAGUGCUAAAACUAAUAAAUAA